This is a messenger RNA of Zootoca vivipara (common lizard), 1583 nucleotides long. RefSeq names its product ubiquitin conjugating enzyme E2 E1 (gene UBE2E1). The record is from RefSeq and is a predicted model, not a curated record. Lineage: Eukaryota; Metazoa; Chordata; Lepidosauria; Squamata; Lacertidae.
GGGGGAGGCAAGGCAGAGCGGCAGGCGGGGAAGCCAUUGCCUGCUUAAUAGUUGCUGUUGCAGCACUUCCGCUUCUCUCCCCGCGAGAGAGACACGAGUGGCCAGGCCCAGCCGCACCGAGGAGGAGCGCCAGACACAAAGGGAGAGAGGUUUGGGGUACGUAGUGUGGGGUAGCUAUGUCGGAUGACGAUUCGAGGGCCAGCACCAGCUCUUCCUCAUCUACGUCCUCCAACCAACUGACCGAGAAAGAGACAAGCACACCUAAGAAGAAGGAAAGUAAAAUCAGCAUGAGUAAAAAUUCCAAGCUCCUUUCCACCAGUGCCAAGAGGAUUCAGAAGGAGUUGGCUGACAUCACCUUAGAUCCACCUCCCAACUGCAGUGCUGGCCCCAAGGGUGACAACAUCUAUGAAUGGAGAUCGACUAUCUUAGGACCUCCGGGCUCAGUGUACGAGGGUGGAGUUUUCUUCCUUGACAUCACAUUUACACCAGAAUACCCUUUCAAGCCUCCAAAGGUUACCUUUCGGACAAGAAUCUAUCACUGUAACAUUAACAGCCAAGGGGUGAUUUGCCUGGACAUCUUAAAAGACAACUGGAGUCCAGCGUUAACCAUUUCUAAAGUCCUUCUUUCCAUCUGCUCACUUCUCACAGACUGCAACCCUGCUGACCCCCUGGUUGGAAGUAUUGCCACUCAAUAUAUGACUAACAGAGCAGAGCAUGACAGAAUGGCCAGACAGUGGACGAAGAGAUAUGCUACAUAAACUGGAUUUUUUUUCUCCAACCCUUGCGUUAAAUCGUCUGUGAUGGAAAGAGCUGCUUAUGAUUUUGAAGGGGUGGGGACACAGGGGGUGGGGGAGGGAGAGGGGAGGAACUGAGAAAAGAGUAGGGUAUUUCUAUAACAGAUUUUAUUCAGUCUUUGAUUUCCUAAGAUUUUGUUGUUGUAACUUAAGGUAUCUUGCUACAGUAGUCAGCUAGAAUGGGGAAUAGCAUAUUUUAAGACUGUCAUUAGUUCAGCAAUAGUAGCUCUGAAUUAUAGCACCAAGAAGAAUGUAAACUACUUUGGCGAUUGGAGGGGGGGGCGCGCGUUUGGUUAACUUGUGAUAGGUAAAAGAUUAAAAACAGCUUAGUUUUGUACAGGUACAUAUAUUUGGCAUUUAUGUAAAAGUUCUUUCAAGAAGACUCGCUAUGUGCUUCUUCCCUUUUAGUUUGGUUUUAUUUUGUAAAAAGAUGUUGGGAAUAUUUUCUCUCUUUUUUUCCCCCAUGGGAGGUGGGAGAAUUUGGUAUUUAACAGAUCCCUUUUAAAAGACAGCCAUCUCAUUGGUUUGAAUUACGAGGUCUGUGGCUGUUUUGUUGCCUCACCUAGAACAGGGGAAGUAGUUCAUGUAUAUUCAUUUUUCUAUGCCAAGUGAACCUUUGUGAAAACAAAAGGUUUUAACUAGGACUUAGGGCAACCUGUAGUGAAAUACCUUAAGCUGUUUAACUGUAAGGCGUGAAAUAGGAGUCACUCAGUGGAUUGGUUGUAUGUUGUGGGCUACCUAAGUCUGCAUUUGUUACUGUGCUAAUAAAAAUAUGUACAAAAAAAAUCA